Messenger RNA from Heterotrigona itama, 2483 nucleotides. NCBI's taxonomy places the organism in Eukaryota, Metazoa, Arthropoda, Insecta, Hymenoptera, Apidae. The record is from the annotation of a GenBank genome assembly.
AAACAUAGGCGCGAUUAUAGGUACACAUCAGGAAAAGGGUGGAAUGAUUUUUUGGACGUAUAUGUUGCGGCAGCCAUUGCAAGAGAAUCAAAUUGUCGCAUGGAAAUUUUGUCACGUAUUGCACAAGAUACUGCGAGAGGGUCAUGAAAAAGUGAUUCCGGACUCCCAGCGGUAUCGUAAAAGGUUGGAGGACCUCGGGAAAUUAUGGCAACAUUUGCGGGAAGGAUACGGCCCGUUGAUUCAAUUGUAUAUAAGAUUAUUGAUCACUAAGUUAGAUUUUCACAAGCGGAACCCACGCGUACCCGGCAAUCUUCAAGUAACACCGGAGGAACUUGAAUCAAUCGGGGAGAACGAUAUCAAUGUUUAUUACCACUUCUUUGAAGAAUACACCCUCUAACUCGAUGACGGCCAGUGGACAGUGUCGGCUGGCUCCACUAAUCCCAUGCGUUUUAGACGCGUCGCAGCUUUAUGAUUAUUGUGUAAAAAUAUUAUUUAAACUUCACGGUGCUCUGCCUGCGGACACUUUAACCGGCCACCGGGACAGAUUCUCUAAACAAUUUCAAGAACUGAAGAAGUUCUACAAUACUGUUAAACAGAGGCAGUAUUUUAAGCAUCUUAUAACGAUACCUGCAUUACCUGAGAAUCCACCAAACUUUUUAAUACAAUCCGAGUUUCGAGCUUACGUUACACCUAUAGUAGUAUUACCACCGGAAGAAUCCUUGGAUUCUGAAACUGUAGUUGAUCUUAUCGAUACUUCUGAUACAAAUUCGUUACCGGGCGAUCAAUUGGAUUCCACGCGAAACGGUUCCAUUUCACCUGAUACGAUAGCGGAGAGAGAAAGUCUCAUCGAUCAUUUGCAGCAACAGACCAAUCGACAAAGGCAAGAGUUACAUCGUGUGUUGACUGAUCAUCAGAGGAUCGUCGAGGAUCUUCAAACUCGUCUCACUCAGUUGGAGUCGGAUUUACUUCUUAAGAAAGCUGAAGUGGAUAAACAGUUAGGAAUGUUGAAAAUGUCGCAAGAACAGUCCGAACGGCGAACGCUUGAAGCAGAACGUCGUCUUGAAGAAUUAAUACAAGGUCAAGCUAUAACAGAACAAGAAGCACGAAAGGCCGUUGAAGCUCAACACGAUUUGGAUGACGUAAAACAACAAUUGAAUGAUGCGAAAACUCAAAACUUGGCUUUGAUUGCCAAAAAUGAUUUUAUAACUUCUGAAAAAACGGCUUUAGAAGGAGAUCUACACGAUCUGUUAGCACAAAAAGAAGAACUAGAUUUAAAAAUCGAAAAGUUAGAAGUUGAAGCCGAACGAUGCCUAAAUUGUAUCUCUGAAGCGGAAGAUAUUAUGCAAUAUUCAUUGAAUGCCAUUGAUAAUCCCGCAAUGUCGGAUUUAACUUGCACUCCUCAAUAUCUUGAGAAACUGGCAGACCAUAUUCUAAAAUUGUUGGAUAAUCUUGAUGCAGCGUACACCGGUUAUGUGUGUGAUACAACGAAUGGAAAAGUACUCAUUAAAAGUGCAAUACACGUCGCAUAUAUUUUGGGGCUUUAUAUUAUCCAUGCCAAAUCUACGUCCAAUACUACGUCCAAUAUCGCGUUGGGUGAUAAAUUGAUUGAUGAGUGUAAACAGUUGGGAUUACAAUCAUUAACUAUGUUUAACCACAUAAGAGAAAAAUCACCCGUGACUGUGGGUCAAAUCAACGAAGUAAAACAGCAAUUUAAGAAAGUGUGUGAACUUGCAACCACGUUAUCUAAUGGGCAAGGCACCGUUGAAGUUAUCGGAGAUUUGGUUGAAACGGAAUUAUUAAGUAUGGAUAAAGCAAUAGAAGAAGCUGCAAAUAGAAUACGAGAUAUGUUGGAGAAAUCUCGUGCAGCAGACUCAGGAUUAAAAUUAGAAGUGAAUGAAAAAAUUUUAGAUUCAUGUACAGAAUUAAUGAAAUGUAUAAGAAAAUUAGUUAAAAAGUCACGAUUAUUGCAAGCAGAAAUUGUAGAACAAGGAAAGGGUACUGCCUCUGCAACAGAAUUUUAUAAACGUAAUCAUCAAUGGUCCGAAGGACUUAUAUCAGCAGCUAAAGCAGUAGCAAUGGGUGCAAAUCUUCUGCUAGAAGCUGCAGAUAAAGUUGUUUCUGGAAAUGGUAAAUUUGAACAAUUAGUAGUUGCAUCGCAGGGAAUUGCUGCGUCUACAGCGCAAUUGGUAGUUGCAAGUAGAGUAAAAGCCAAUAGAAAUAGCAGUAAUUUGUCGGCACUUUCCGAGGCAUCAAGGGACGUAACACAAGCAACAGGAAGUGUUGUUGCAACUGCUAAAAACUGCAGUCAACUUGUUGAAGAAAAUGAUGAUUUAGAUGUUUCUGGACUAACUUUACAUCAAGCCAAACGAUUAGAAAUGGAAGCACAAGUACGUGUGCUGGAAUUAGAGCAGGCUCUGGAGACUGAAAGAUUACGCUUAGCUGCUUUACGUCGUUAUCAUUAUCAACUCGAAGGCGAAAAAGAA